Drosophila takahashii is the source of this 2630-nucleotide messenger RNA. RefSeq names its product regeneration (gene rgn). Gene Ontology annotation, cellular component: endosome; trans-Golgi network transport vesicle; trans-Golgi network. The record is from RefSeq and is a predicted model, not a curated record. NCBI's taxonomy places the organism in Eukaryota, Metazoa, Arthropoda, Insecta, Diptera, Drosophilidae.
CGUCAGCCCGUCGAGCGAUGUAAGAAGUGGCCAAAACAGAGCAGCCAGAGAUUCAUAAUAGCCCUAGGAACAACAAAACAGGAAUACAAUCCCCGCACACCAUCAAGCAUCAAGGAGCAGCAGAGGCAUCAGGAUGAGUGGCAGCCAUAAAAUGUGGUGCUGCCAAGUAUUUAUCUUAGCUUUAUUUGCCCACACGAUUCCGGCGGAGUUCCAUUCCAGCGCAGCUCAUGCCGGCAUUAGCUUCGAUGGCCCCUCGCCGGCUCUCAAUACGGAUGCAGUGACUCCAACAAGCAGGCCGAAGCGUCGCGUAUACGCCCUGUGUCCGCCACAAUUCCAUCGCGUGGGCACCGAUUGCUACUCGCUGGUGGAGCAGCGCAGCAGCUGGCUGGAGGCGCACUUCUUCUGCAAGGACAAGAACGCCAAUCUCACGGAGCCGGGAAAGCAUGCCGACAAGAAGCUGAGGCAGUUCCUCCAGAAACAGGAUGCCCUUUCAGGAGAGAAAGAUCCCAUCUGGCUGGGAGCCACCUAUGAUCACCACAACAACCAAUGGCAGUGGAGCAUGAGUGGCCGCAAUCUGACCAACGACUCCUUCAGCCGCACCGAUCCCACCUAUGUGCAACUUAUCUCCAACAGCCAACCGAUGGACAGCAAUUGUGCCAUCUACGAUCCGAAUCUCAAGUACCGCUGGUCGGCGCGUCCCUGCUCGGAUAAGUUGCGCUUCAUCUGCCAGCACAAGAUGCCCAAGGUGAGCGGGCCGAAUCGCUACAAGAUCUACAAUCGCUGGAACGCCACCUAUCCGAAUCAGCAGGCCAACGAGGUGGUUCUGGAGAUUCUCGAGCCGCGUGCAAACGAUCGCAGAUUCCAUCGACGUGUGAAGGCCGAGGGCAGCGACGAGGAGAUGAUCAUCCCCAACCGACGACGCAAUAAUAAUCGCCGCAAUAACCAGAGAAACCGCCAGGUGCCAAACCAGAAUCAGCAUCCCAACGAUGUGAACUACCAGCCGGGGGAGCAACGUCAGAGGAAUCGUCCUCGUGCCACCAGCACCACUGUGGCGCCACCGUCUCCCCAAUCGGUUAAUCCAUCUAAUGAUGUCCUGGCUGCCUCACCGACGCCCCAGCAGAUGACCCAGUAUGAUCGCAAGCUGCAACGCCAGCGGGAGCGGGAACGUCGCCGCCAGUUGCGUCGCCAGGAGCGCCAGAAGUUGGCUCGCAAACAGAAGCAGGAGAAGCAACGUCGCCAGCGGGAGGAGCGCCAGCGAUUGCAGCGGGAGGAGCAGCAGCGCCGCCAGCGAUUGCAGCACGAUGAUCCCAAGCCCCAGGUGGUCGAUGAACUGCGUCAGCGUUCGGCAGAGGAGCAGGAAAGGAAGCUGAGGGAGGAUCAGGAAAGGAAGCAGCAAGAGGAGCAGGAAAAGAAGCUAAAGGAGGAGCAGGAGCGGAUCAGGCAGGCGGAGGAGGAGCAGCAGCAUCAGCAGCAGCUGGAGGAGAAUCAGCAGCAGCAGCUUCGCGAACUCAAGGCCAAGCAGCAGCGUCAGCAGCAGGAGCAGGAGUACCAGAAGCAGAAGCGCGACCAGGAGCUGGAGCUGCUGAAGCAACGGCAGCUGGAGGCCGAGCGCCAGCAUGCCGCCGAUGAGGCAGCCGAGAAGCUGCGCCAGGAGCGCAUCCACAAGCAGCGCGAACUGGAAGCGGAACAGCGGCGGGAACGCGAGGAGCAGCGGCGCAAGCAGCGCGAGGAGCAGGAGGAACUGGAUCGCCAGAACCACGCGAAGCGCCUGGCCGAGGAGAAGCGACUGCAGGAGCUGUACGAGGAGCGACUGAGGCAGGCCAACACGGAGCGCGAGAAGCAGCUGGCCGAGGCGCACGAGGCCAAGCGGCGCGAGGAGCAACAGCUGCAGGAGCAGCUGAAGAAGCAGGAGGAGGAGCGCCAGGAGCAGAUUCGCCGCGAGCAGGAGGAGGAGGAGAAGCGCCUCGAACUCCAGCGGCUGGAAGAGACGAAGCGGUUCGAGGAGAAGGAGCUGAAGCGCCUGCACGAGGACAACCGGCGGCGCGAGGAACAGAAGAUUCAGCGCGAUCGGGAAAUCGCCCAGCGACUGGCCGCCGAGAAGAAGCUGGCCGAGGAGGAGGAGCAGCUGCGCCGGGAGGUGGCCGAGGAGGAGCGGGCAGUGAAGCAGCGGCUGGAGGACGAGGUGCGCCAGGCGGAGGAGGCGCGCAAGGCCAAGGAGGCCGAGGAGCGGGCCGCCGAGGAGGCCAAGGCCGCCGACCAGAAGCGUCGUGUCGAGGCGGCCAAGAAGCUGGCCGACGAGGAGGUCAAGGCCAAGCUGGAGGAGAAGAGGCGCGAGUACGCCAGUCGCAUCUCGGCGCUGAGUCCCGAGGACCAGAAGAAGUUCAUCGAGAUGCGCAAGCGGCGCAAGCAGCUCAAGGAGAAGAAGGAGCGAGACCAGCGGGCGAAGGAGCUCAAGCGGAUACAGCAGGCCAUGCGGCUGGAUGACAACGAGUAGGGGGAGUCCAGGCGGCAGAUCACCACCACCCACUAACCAAUACUAACCGAGACAUAUCGAUCAAAUUGGUUCCACAUACGCACCGUUGCCCAGUCGAUCCCUUUUCGAUGGUUUUCUUUGUGCUUUUUAGCUGGAA